Chenopodium quinoa (quinoa) is the source of this 2165-nucleotide messenger RNA. Its product is annotated as probable serine/threonine-protein kinase PBL19. Bases 465 to 1736 code for a protein of 423 amino acids. The transcript is spliced from 5 exons. Lineage: Eukaryota; Viridiplantae; Streptophyta; Magnoliopsida; Caryophyllales; Amaranthaceae. Gene Ontology annotation, biological process: protein phosphorylation. Gene Ontology annotation, molecular function: protein kinase activity; ATP binding. The record is from RefSeq and is a predicted model, not a curated record.
AGUUAAAGGGUUAUAAUGUAAAAAAACCUAAUAUCCAAUAUUAGAUUAGACAGCAGACAAAGUAUUGCCCAAAAAAAAAACAGGAGGUUUCGAAAUCAAAAAAUUAAAAGCACAAUUCUCGGAGAUAGAGAUGUCUUUUCCAAGCGAGAGUCUCAUUUGGGUUGGUACUUCAAGCUGACUUCCACCUGCCGUGUGAAGACUUUUAAACACUCUCUCUUUCUCAUUCUCUCUCUCUCUCUCUCUCUCUUUCUUUCUUUGUUUCUUUCUUUCUCGUGUUUUUUCUAAAUUACGAAGAUCGCUUGUCAUCUCCUCUGAUUUUUCUGCGCUCUUUCCUUUUCUCAUGGAUAGUCUUUCAACUUGCUCUAUUCUUUGGAUAUGAUCCUUUCUUUCCUAAAUUAAUCCCUCUUUUACUCCCACAAACUUAGCACAAAGUAUUUGCACAACAUUUUACUUAAUAAGAAGCCAUGGGGUGUUUUCCCUUCUCUGAAGUAGCCAAGAAAGGGGAGCCAAAGGCAAUGAAGGUCGUAUCUAAUUUGUCUUCAAAUUCGGCUCUUGGUGAUGAAGAAGUAAAUAGAUCAGGCUCCGAAUUCAAUUCACAAAAUGUAUCUGAUACAAGCACAGAUUCCAUCAGGAAAAACUCGUUUUUUAGCAUGUCUCAGAGAUCAACAUCCAAUCUAAGAGUCUUCAAAUUUCAAGAGCUAAAGUCUGCCACCAAAGGUUUCAGUCGAUCUGUUAGAAUUGGAGAGGGAGGAUUUGGAUGUGUCUAUAAGGGUAUGAUUAAGAGUGUAGAGGAUUCGUCUGUGAAGGUAGAUGUUGCUGUGAAACAGCUAGGAAAAAGAGGUCUGCAGGGCCAUAAAGAAUGGGUUACAGAAGUUAGUGUUCUAGGAGUAGUGGAGCAUCCUAACCUCGUCAAAUUGUUGGGUUAUUGUGCCGACGAUGACGAAAGAGGCAUUCAGCGACUUCUGAUAUAUGAAUACAUGCCUAAUGGAAGUGUCGAAGAUCAUUUAUCUUCUAGGUCUAGGACACUUCUCCCAUGGGCUAUGAGACUGAGAAUAGCCAGGGAUGCGGCUCGUGGUUUAACCUACCUUCAUGAAGAGAUGGAUUUUCAGAUUAUCUUUAGAGACUUUAAAUCCUCAAAUAUACUAUUGGAUGAGCAAUGGAAUGCAAAAUUGUCUGAUUUUGGGCUUGCCAGGUUGGGCCCUCCCGAUGGGCUGACCCACGUCUCAACUGCGAUUGUAGGAACACUGGGAUACGCUGCUCCUGAAUACAUCCGAACAGGACGCCUAACAUGCAAGAAUGAUGUUUGGAGUUAUGGGGUUUUCCUUUAUGAACUUAUCACAGGACGGCGUCCUAUAGACAAAAACCGCCCUAAGAGUGAGCAAAGACUUAUAGAUUGGGUGAGACCAUACCUUUCAGACUUGAAAAAGUUUGAGCUGAUUGUGGACCCAAGGCUGGGUAGAAACUAUCCUCUCAAAUCCAUACAUAAGCUUUCAGUAGUUGCAAACAGAUGCCUAGUUCGACAACCAAAAUCACGCCCUAAGAUGAGUGAUGUCCUAGAAAUGGUGAAUCAUAUUGUAGGGGCAUCAGCUGAGUUGGCGGUUCCCCUACCAAUCAUGAAUCCAGACACAGAUGAAGCAUCCAAAGAUAACCGUGAGCAAAGAACUACCGGCUCAAAAUGUAAUGACGAUUGUUGGCUUGCUCGUUUGUGGAGACAUGCCUUUAGGAAGGCAUUUUGAUCACAUUAGUAUUAACCAUUGCUAAGAACUUAUUCUUGUGUAAACUUACACGUCAGAGACACAGAUAACUUUUCCAAUUGGCAGUACCUUCCCUAACCUGUGUCUUCUGAAUAGCAUAAAACCAGCGAGAAUCACCAUUUUGAGGAAUCAUUUGUGCAUUGGAAAGCAAUUGUGUAUAUUGGAAGUGAUAGUAAUUAUUGUUUGUAUUGUAUUUUGAGGAACUAAAGAUUCAUUGAUGAGUGUAAAUUGUAAAUUGGUUGUAAUAUUGGGGACGGUGAUGGAUUUCCUCCCUUUUGUAGUUUGAAGAGCUAAUUAGGUGCGGCAACAAGGUAGCAGUUUUGGGAGGUUUUUAGCAAGUGCUACUACUUUUGUACGCUUGUACGUUACAAAUUUGUGUAAUAUAAUUGAGAAAUUUAUUGUUACUGUACC